Miscanthus lutarioriparius is the source of this 987-nucleotide messenger RNA. The record is from the annotation of a GenBank genome assembly. Lineage: Eukaryota; Viridiplantae; Streptophyta; Magnoliopsida; Poales; Poaceae.
AUGCUCCGCCGCGCCCUCCUCUCCUCCGCCUCCCCACUCCACGGCAGGGCACGAAUCCCGAGACCCAGCCACUCUCCUAUCCAAGCCCUCCUCCCCCAAUGGAGCAGGUACGCCUCCGUGGCCUCCUCCUCGGUCCCGCCGCAGCCGCCGCCGCCACCCCCUCCAUCUCCGCCUCGAGGUCCGUCGAGGUCGGGCGAUGGCGGUCCCACUGUCUCGUCGCUGAACCCUGCAGAGGUCGCCAAGUUCGCCUCCAUCGCCGAGACCUGGUGGGAUUCUAGUGGUCCAUUCAAACCUUUGCAUGUGAUGAAUCCAACCCGACUGUCUUUUAUCCGCUCCACUCUUUGUAGACACUUCAGGAGGGAUCCAAAUUCAUCUAAGCCACUUGAAGGUCUCAAAGUUAUUGAUGUUGGAUGUGGAGGUGGCAUUCUGUCAGAGCCUCUUGCUCGAAUGGGUGCUACGGUUACUGCAAUUGAUGCUGUUGACAAGAAUAUAAAGAUUGCAAGUAUUCAUGCGGCAUCUGAUCCAACAACUGCUUCGAUUGAGUAUUGUUGUGCAACAGCUGAGGAACUGGUAAAAGAGAAAAGGCUGUUCGAUGCUGUAAUUUCUCUUGAGGUGAUUGAGCAUGUCGCUAAUCCUUUGGAGUUCUGUGAAUCCCUCUCGGCUUUGACAGUUCCUAAUGGUGCCACUGUGGUUUCCACAAUCAACCGUUCAAUGAGAGCAUAUGCCACUGCAAUAGUUGCUGCUGAGUAUAUCCUCAGAUGGCUUCCUAGAGGCACACAUGAGUGGUCCAAACUGGUUACCCCUGAGGAGCUGGUCCUAAUGCUGCAAAAGGCUUCUGUCUCCGUUGAAGAGAUGGUAGGGUUCGUUUACAAUCCGUUGAGUGGAGAAUGGUCCCUGUCAGAUGAUAUCAGUGUAAACUACAUUGCUUUUGGCGUCAAGAAGAGCGAAGCAUCGUCAACAAAUGGCAGAGAAGCAAGUUUAUCAUAG